AUGUCAACGGAUCCUGCAAAAUUAUUGAACUCGAUCAUUAUCAAUUACACUUUCAAUGAUGACACGGUCGAAUCUUUCGUACCUUUUAUACUUGAAACCAUAACGCACCAUCAACUAUUAAAAAACCUCAAUAAAGAAUCUAAUUCUGCAGAACGGGUGCCAAUUCACAAAUGGUGUACACGUAUUAAUUCCCUAUUACAAUCAAAAGUUGGCAGUGCGAGGUGGGCGGGAGUUUGCUUUGUGAAAAUCUCCAUUGAGCAAUCGGAAGACCUGUUUGCUCAAAAUUUGAAAACGUGGUCUUCGGCGUUAUUGACUUUACUCACGCGUCCAGAACCUGCCAUUACCUUGAGGACCGUUAUUUCGUCGCUUUCAAUAAUGUUUGAAAGAACGGUCAAUAAGCCCGAGACGCAGAGAGAAGUAACCUCUCAGCUACUUCCACGUUUCAACACGGCUCUCUUACAACUCUCUGAAAACAAAGAACUUUUGCCUUCGAUAUUCGACGCUUUAUCUUGUUCCGGUUCUCACUUUCCGACAAUAUUUCGACCGGUUUUCGAAAAUGUGCAAAAGUUAAGUUUGGGCGUUUUAGACGGGACAUCUGAUUACGGAUCGCACGUCGUUAAAUCCGCAGUCAAUUGUUUUGCUAGUAUCACAAAUGUGGGAGGCAAAACCAGUUCAAUGGAUCAUUGGCAAUCCAGUGCGUUAAGGAUAGUCGGAUCGUUGAAUUCGCUAUUGGAUCGAUUGUUCGAUACAGUUGACGAAGAUAAGGAGGCGUCAAAGAAGCUACCAGUUUUUGAGUUUCCACCAGUUGCCGACGACUAUGUUAAUAGUUUUCCUACUCUGUUUUCGAGAUUUCAAUGCUUAUGUGAAUGUAUUAUUUCUCUGAUAAGUUUUCCAACAACUUCACCCAUUCGAAUUCCAAUGAACCCGAUUUUGGAUGUUUUCUGUAGAGUGCACAAUGUUUCUGACGACAUAAAGGAAAACAAAGACAAGAACGAAUUCAUUACUUUGAUGCUAGGAGCGCCAACUUUAUGUUUUCAUAGCAACAAGGUGCUAUCAAGUUUAAUCGCUUGCUUUGGUGAACACCUUGCGCGCAACCUGGGUUUAAUCUCGAACAUAAUAAUGAAACAGUUUCGCUUGUCCGAAAGUCGAUGGUUACUUAGGAGUUCUGUCUAUCGUUUGACGUCUCUGUGCAUACAAAAAUAUGGGUUCGGGUUUGCACAUUUGAUAUCUUCCUCAUUGAUAACUUGCAUCGUUGAAGAUAUUAAGAUCAACCAAGAAGUGCAGUAUCUCGAUGUCGAGGCGAAUUCCGAGAAGAAAAGUGGAAGAAAAAAAAAAAAAUUAAUCACAAACUCGGACGCGCUUGUUAAUAUGAAUAAUCGAGUAAUUAGCUAUACAAAUGUAGACGUACAAAUCGCUUCUUUAGAAGCGUUAAAAAACCUCCUCACGUUCUAUGGUUCCUCAAUACCUGCGAAUGUUCGCACAAGCAUUGAUGACAUCAUUCUUACGCGAAUUUUAUCAUCAGACGAAAAAAAUGAAAACGAUUGUGACAUCCGGUCAAUGUUGUACGAAUGUCUACUUGCGUCAGUAUUAUCACCUUCAGUGCAUCAACCCACAAUUCUUCCACACGCUUUGCGUGUUUUCUCAUCUGCUUUGAGUGCACAGUCUCACAAGUUGCGAUUAUUCAGUUCCCAUGCUCUGUCAAUUUGUGAUCUUAUAUUUCACAGUCGGCUGCCGCCACUCAAGCGUUCACCUGCUAGUUCGACGAUUCAACACAUAGAAAAACCAGUUCUUCCGUCAGCAUCCGAUAUGAGUGAUAAUGAAAAUACAUUAGAUAUCAGUAAAAAUCGUGUUAACAUUCAAGAUGUUUCUAAUGACACCACAUCAAUUUUGGAUAAGACUACUGUAGAUCUAAAUGUAGAUACCAGUCCUUUCACCCAUGAUGAUAAGCCCCCAGAUAAAGAUGCUACCGUAGAAAAAGUAGCGAACGAGAUAGUGCAUCUCCCGAUCUCUGUGUCAACCCUAGUGCCCGAACCUCCUGAUAAUGAUAAUACGGAUAAAAACUUUAAUAAAAAAAGAACGCUUUUGGUAGACGCAGAAGAGUUAACUGUAGAAGAUCGUGCUCGUGUGUAUAAACCCUUCAGAACAGAUGAUAUUGAUUCCGAGGAUGAAGAUAUGGAACUUCCGGAAAUUGUAUCGGGUGGUCCUGAUUCGGAUUAUGCAAGCUCGAUAGAAUAA
Molecule: messenger RNA, 2235 nt
Organism: Acaulospora morrowiae
Lineage: Eukaryota; Fungi; Glomeromycota; Glomeromycetes; Diversisporales; Acaulosporaceae
Source: the annotation of a GenBank genome assembly